This is a messenger RNA of Sphenostylis stenocarpa, 942 nucleotides long. NCBI's taxonomy places the organism in Eukaryota, Viridiplantae, Streptophyta, Magnoliopsida, Fabales, Fabaceae. The record is from the annotation of a GenBank genome assembly.
AUGUCUACAUCUCAUAAGCCAGAAGUGGUGGAAAGGGGUGCUAAGCAUGAUGAAAAGCCAAAUGAAGAGGAUGAGAAGGGUGGAUUUCUUCAUACGGUGAAGGAUUUCAUUUCAGACAUUGGUGAGAAGAUUGAGGAAGCAAUUGGGUUUGGGAAGCCAACUGCAGAUGUUACAGGGAUACACAUUCCGUCAAUCAAUCUAAAGAAAGCAGAGCUUGUUGUUGAUGUUCUCGUAAAGAACCCGAAUCCUGUGCCAAUUCCCCUAAUUGACAUAAACUAUUUGAUUGAGAGUGAUGGAAGGAAACUAGUUUCGGGAUUGAUACCGGAUGCAGGUACAAUUCAUGCACAUGGAGAGCAGACAGUCAAGAUUCCUCUUACUUUGAUUUAUGAUGAUAUAAAGAAAACCUAUGCUGAUAUUAAACCAGGAAGCAUCAUUCCUUACAGGGUAAAGGUUGAUCUCAUUGUUGAUGUUCCUGUAAUUGGAAGGCUCACUCUACCUUUACAGAAAACUGGAGAAAUCCCUAUCCCAUACAAGCCUGAUGUUGAUCUUGAUAAAAUUCAGUUUGAGAGGUUUUCGUUUGAAGAGACAGUUGCUAUUCUUCAUUUGAAGUUGGACAACAAGAAUGACUUUGAUCUGGGACUCAAUACACUUGAUUAUGAGGUCUGGCUUGGUGAUGUUAGCAUUGGAGGAACAGAACUUUCCAAAUCUGCAAAGCUUGUGAAAAGUGGUAUUACAGACAUUACCGUUCCAAUUACCUUCAGGCCAAAGGAUUUCGGCUCUGCACUUUGGGACAUGAUCAGAGGAAGGGGGACAGGCUACAGUAUUAAAGGACAUAUUGAUGUUGACACUCCCUUUGGAGCAAUGAAAUUGCCCAUCUCCAAAGAAGGUGGUACUACCCAGCUCAAGAAGAAGAAGGAAGAUGGUGGAGAUGAUGAUGAUUAG